Messenger RNA from Rangifer tarandus platyrhynchus (Svalbard reindeer), 252 nucleotides. The record is from the annotation of a GenBank genome assembly. NCBI's taxonomy places the organism in Eukaryota, Metazoa, Chordata, Mammalia, Artiodactyla, Cervidae.
AUGACAAAGGGAGUGAACUGCCUGCUUGGCUGCACUCCCAGCAGCUCCAAAUCUCUGACAAACCAUGGCUCCCACAUGAGCCAGCAGGAAGUGCUGGAGAACUCCGGCCAGCAGCAGCCCUCCUCGCUACUGCCUUCUGCCCUGCAGAAAAGCCAGAGAGCUAGACAUCGAGGUGGAAGGAAAGCCUUCGACAGGCGCGAGGAGAGCCCAUUGCAGCCCUCCACUCGACAGAGCCCCGGCUCAGACAGCUAG